This is a messenger RNA of Megachile rotundata (alfalfa leafcutting bee), 2294 nucleotides long. RefSeq lists its product as uncharacterized. Gene Ontology annotation, molecular function: DNA binding. The record is from RefSeq and is a predicted model, not a curated record. Gene Ontology annotation, biological process: regulation of DNA-templated transcription. NCBI's taxonomy places the organism in Eukaryota, Metazoa, Arthropoda, Insecta, Hymenoptera, Megachilidae.
UUUGAUAAAAUAUCCAAAAAAAAAAGGAUCUAAGACCAAGUUUCAACCCCCUAUCUCAACUGAGAGCUUUACUACUACAAAGGAAAAUCGAAAUUUCAGUUUUUCCUCUAUUUUACCUAUUUAAUGACAUUGAUGAUCUACUAACGUACAUUAUAGAAUAUUUUCAGAUUGUUCGGUAAGGUGCUAUAGUUAAAAAAAUAAAAAAUCGAUUAUUAAUAUAAAAAAGUAAUCUCUAUUUAGAAUUUGUGUCUUUUUUCAACAUUACUACAAUUACGUUAUUAUGUAAAAGCGAAUGUACAAAUUUACGCCGUUGGAGUAUUCCAGAAUUGAGUGACCGUUAAAAAAAAAGAAAAUCAGACAAUGACGGCGACGCUGGGCGCCAACGUCGAAGUGUCGAGAGAGUCGUCGUUCAUCUUUAGCGCCAUGCAGUAGCGAGAGAGGCGAAUUACGUGUUAAAGUAGUAAAUAUCCUAAUGGUUUCAAUUAAUUAGUGUUUUCUUAAGUUUGCCUUUAUGCUCGGACUCUGAAUACUACAUUAUUUGUUUAUAUUCGGUUAUUCAGACGUUUCCUUCGCUGGUUGUCCUUUUCUACGUUCGGCAAACUUCGAUUAAGGUUUGGCUGUGGAUUUUAGUUUACGUUACAUGGUAUGUUUUGAGAUGUAUGUAUUUCUGAAGAACGAAAGAAUAGAGUAAAGGCAACAUUAACACAACUGGAUGGUCCAACUUGAAGAUCGACGGCUCUAUCUUCUUCUGAGAGACAAGUGGGCCAGAGGUUGGAAUUCUGAGCCGGCCAGGAAGGUCCGUGCCAUCAAAAUUUGGAGUCCAGCAAUUCAGAAGGUGAUAUACCGCGCGUUGCCAAGUCUGCGGGAUUGCUGGCUGACUUCACGUGCCUCCACCGAUCUGCCGGAAUGCGUGUCUGCAUGCUGGACACCCGAUGGGCCACAAAAGGCUUCCAGAGCGACGCGUGGCCUCGUAUCCAGCACAGGGCCACACUAGAAUCGGUCCAAGCGGUCAACGAUGCCGGCGUGCUACACCUCCCUCUCCCACCUACAAGCAUGCGCCAAAAACAAAAGAUGCAUUGGUAUAGCAACAUAUGUAAAUAAAUUAAUUAGAUCUUUACGAAGUCACUUUACGCAAUGCACUCCAACGCCGAGUAUGUAUUACUCGAUGUUUUUUACGUUCGCGCAGUGGGACGGGAAUGCGGAGGAAGCUGCCCGACGAUAUGCAGAGGAACAUCCCGGUCAAAAUUUACCGUCGGCUAAUACGUUCAGGCGAGCAGCCGCACGGUUAUACACAAGUGGCUCAUUCCAACCUGCACGAGAAGGUGUAGGUCGCUCGUGCCUGAUCUCCACGGUACGGGCGGAUGAGGUGCUCGAAGAAUUUGACCGGGAUGGGAGUCUCAGCGUACGAGAUGCGAGUCACCGAUUGGGGAUCAGCAGGUCGUCGAUUCAUCGAAUUCUUCAAGAAAAUAUGCUGCACCCGUACAAAUAUGUACAGGUGCAGCAUUUAAACCCAGGAGAUUACAUUCAACGGAUUCACUAUGCUAGGUGGCUUGUGGGAAAGAUCGAGCGGAAUCCAUCUUUCUGCAAAUACGUUUUAUGGACAGAUGAAGCCCUUUUUAUCAGAGAAGGCUGCUUUAAUGCCCACAAUUCGCAUUUGUGGAAUGAUGAAAAUCCGCAUGCGAUCCGUCCACGAGCAAUGCAAGCACGCUGGUCCGUGAAUCUUUGGGCCGGCAUUUGUGGGGACUUUAUUGUUGGUCCGUACAUUCUGCCCGACAGAUUGGACGGAUGAACAUAUAAAAUGUUCUUCGAGCAUCUUCUGUCGAAUCUUUUGGAAGAAAUUCCACUAGAGAUUCGAUAGAACAUAUUUUUCCAACAUGAUGGUGCUCCAGCCCAUUAUGCCGCAAGUGUUCGGGCUUUCCUAGAUCACACUUUUUAGGACAGGUGGAUCGCGCGCGGCCCUGUCGCGUAGCCCCCCAGGUCACCCGACAUGAACCCGCAGAAUUUUUUCUUCUGAGGAUUCUUGAAGAAUGAGGUGUAUCGACAACCGAUUACCUCUCGGGAUGACCUGGUGGAUCGGAUCCGCGAGGCAGUUGCGACCAUACUCCCGCCACACUGCGUUGAAUAAGUGACAAUAUUCUUGUACGCGCUCGAGCGGCCAUUGGGGCUAAUGGAGGCCACAUAGAGCCGUACCUAUAAUAAUCGGACCCUUUCGGGGCCAACUAUGACAUAUGUUUCAAACUCAAGUAUUAUAUAUUUCUGUUGUAUAUAGGGUGUUACCUGUAACGCUACUCACG